Messenger RNA from Salvelinus sp. IW2-2015, 7588 nucleotides. The record is from RefSeq and is a predicted model, not a curated record. Lineage: Eukaryota; Metazoa; Chordata; Actinopteri; Salmoniformes; Salmonidae.
AUGGUUCCCAGUGUGUGUGGUGUGUCCCUGGCUGUGGUGUUGCUGACCCUGGUGUCCCCUGGUGGUGCCUGCCCUCUGCCCUGCUCUUGCUACCAGCCCACUGAACUACACUGCACCUUCAGAUCUCUGGUCAACAUACCACAGCCCCUACCGCAACACACACUACACAUCAACCUGGGGUUCAACAGUAUCAGCAGGAUCCCAGACAGCUCAUUGGCCGGUCUAAAGAGGCUGGCGCUGCUGAUGCUUCAUGGGAAUGACAUCCGUGAGAUUCCUGACGGAGCUUUCCAAGAUCUGUCCUCCCUUCAGGUCCUGAAACUGAGCUAUAACAAGCUGAGGGAGAUCUCAGCAAAGAGCUUCUCAGGCCUGUCCUCUCUACAGCGCCUCCACCUGGAUCACAACUGGCUGCAGUCUCUCCACCCCCAGGCCCUGCUCCGCCUCCCCAACCUCAGACUGAUCCGRCUGCAGGGGAACCGGCUCCACCAGCUGCAUCCCCAGGCCUUCUGCACUCUGUCCCUACUGCAGACAUUCUGCUACUCCACCCUCAGGCAUCUGGACGUGUCCAACAACAGUCUGACUAACCUGCCCAGAGACAUACUGAGGACCGCCCCUCUUCUGGAGUCCCUAGCUCUACAGGCCAACCCCUGGACCUGCGACUGCAGCAUGGCUUGGCUGCAGGCCUGGAGCAUCUCUCACCCAGGGUUGUUGAAAUGUCCGGGGUCACAGUGCCUGGUCUGUGCCUCACCCAAUCACCUGAAGGGACGUGGUCUUUUGCAGCAGAAAGACUUAUCAUGCACCUCGCCUGUAAUUGCCACCAAUCCCAGAGCCUCAUCUCAGGAGGAUGGCGAAAUUCAGUCAAUAGAAACUUUUAGAGAGGCUUUAGGUCACGCCUCCUUGGGGAUGUCCGACCAACAGGGGAAUGCCGUUGAUCUGAAGUGUAACAUCACACACUCCUCACAGACUCCUGACAUUACCCCACCACAACUUUCCUCCUCUUUCACCCCCCUCUCCCUCUCUCUUUCCCUUUCCCUGGUCUGUGGGGUGGAUGGGCACAGCUAUGAGAGGCUGUGGAGGCUGAUGGCCUACUACAGUGAGACACCUGCCAGGCUUCAGAGAGAAAUCAUGUUGAGUAAAGCCCCAACACUUGCCUACAGGUACAGACAGAGAGCAGAGAGAGAGGGCUACUACCAUACAGGGGUCAGGGCCAGUGUCCAAGCCCAGCCUGCCUGGUUACUACAGCCCCAUGUUAGUCUCCAGUUCAACAGAGCUCAGUCCAGCACCCACAGGGUUAAACUGACCCUGUCCACCCUGGUGUCUGCCCCCCCAGACCCCCCAUCCCCACACCCCUGGGUCCUCAUCCAGACCAACAACACCCACACAGCUUUUACAGCAGCCACAGACAGCCAGAUCCACCUGCCCUGUCCUGUCCUUAGCUCUACUGAGGACCUAAGCUCUGGAGACCCCAGGCUCCAAUGGGUGUUUCCAGAUGGUUCAACAGUCCCCUUCCCCUACCACAGCUCAGAUGGUAGGGUCCGGGUGUCUGGCCAAGGGCUGAUCCUGCAGAGAGUGGAUCACUCUGAUGCUGGACUGUACUACUGCGUGGCCCGGGCAGGGGGAAAUGUCGAUGUUCUCCCCCUCCGUCUGGUGGUAGUAGAAUCAUCCAACCCUCCCCCAGGGGAGGAGCUAGGCCCUGCUGUGACUGGAUUGGUUGGAGACCCUGUCAGUCUACCGUGUGAGGCCUCUGGUUCACCGAGGGUUGAGGUGAACUGGGUUCUUCCUAACGGGGGAGUGGUAGGGAGUAGGAACAAGGGGAGAAGAAGGGGGGAGGCAGGGGUCACUGUCUUAGCCAAUGGUACCCUGUCUCUCCCCUUCCCUGGGCAGAGAGACGCAGGACUAUACCGUUGUGUAGCGGUGAACCAGCACGGUGCUGACUCUCACUCCACCAGACUGAUUCUAACCCCACGUCCUUCCGACACCUCAUCAAGCAUGAGAUAUCCCAUGAGGCCACAGUCUGUGGUGGGGUUGUCCAACAGGGUACCAGCCCCUCUAGGGGUCAAGGAGGUUGAAGAGGGGGUGUCGGGAAAUGACAAGGGGGAGGAGGAGAACAUACUGCCCACUAGGGCAGGUAACACCAGGAGGAGAGGUCUUAGACCUAAACCUACCCUGACACGGCGCCCCCCCAUCAGAUCCCACAUGGUGAGGGUGGAGGGAGGCGGACCCCCUCAGAGGGGAAGGAGGCCCCUGAGGAGAGGCUUCCCUGUGGAGCAGAAGAGGAACAGGCUGGAGGGCCGUCGGAGGUUUAACCUGGCCAAACACAAGAUAGACCCUCAGAAAUGGGCCGAGCUGCUGGCUAAGAUACGUGAAAGGACUGCCCCUAAAAUCACAGACUCCCUGUAUGUAUCACCCCCAACUAGAGCACGUACUACCACCUCAGCCCCCCCAACUAGAGCAAAGACAACCACCUCAACCCCAACUGAAGCAAAGACAACCACCCUAACCCCAAGUGAAGCAAAGACAACCACAUCAACCCCAACUGAAGCAAAGACAACCACAUCAACCCCAAGUGAAGCAAAGACAACCACAUCAACCCCAACUGAAGCAAAGACAACCACCUCAACCCCAACUGAAGCAAAGACAACCACCUCAACAAUCCCCUGGAAUUCCAGGAGAAGGCCUGGCCAGAAGAGACGCAUCAACAGACCCAGAGGACGACCACCGCCCCAGAAUGCACCAGUCCAACCUCCCUCGCCAGAAUACCCAGGUCCAACCUCCACUCGCCAGAAUACCCCAGGUCCAACCUCCCCUCGCCAGAAUAACCCAGGUCCAACCUCCCCUCGCCAGAAUAACCCAGUCCAACCUCCACUCGCCAGAAUACCCCAGGUCCAACCUCCCCUCGCCAGAAUAACCCAGGUCCAACCUCCACUCGCCAGAAUACCCCAGGUCCAACCUCCCCUCGCCAGAAUAACCAGGCCAACCUCCCCUCGCCAGAAUACCCAGUCCAACCUCCCUCGCCAGAAUACCCCAGGUCCAACCUCCACUCGCCAGGACAUACCCCAGUUCCAACCUCCCCUCGCCACGAAUAACCCAGGUCCAACCUCACUCGCCAGAAUACCUCAGACUACCACUAUUCCUACAACUACUACUACCACUCCUACUACUACAACAGUCUGGAGGAAUCCUGGGCUAAACGCCAUCCCAGACUCACAUGGCAGUCGCUACCGCCCCCCACCUUACCCCAACUACCCACAACACCUUAUCACUAGGCCUGACCCAGUCAGAACUCCACCCCCAAUAAAACACGCACCCUCUCUCCCACACCGUGUCAACCCCAAACUUCUUCUCCCAGACAUUUUAGAGACCCCUUCCUCUGCAGUCCCCACCACAAGAGCUCCGUCCAGCCCUCCCAAGAUCUCCCCACCCACCACAGAACCUCAGGCCGGGGUCAACACUGGCUCUACUCCUCCUCGUUCCCCUCCCCUCUCUCCACACCGUAGUGUGACUGCCCAACGCCCCCCUCAGACCCCUGUCCUGCGUGUCAGGCCCCUUAUCACUCCCCCCCAUGUGCGCCCCAUGUCUGUCCCAGCUGAGAGUGACGCCCUCCUGCCAUGCGAGGCCAUUGGACAGCCUCCUCCGACAAUCACCUGGAUCAAGGUCUCCACAGGAGCUGUGAUAUCCCUGGACACCAAGGCAGAGCGUUUCCAGGUCCUACCCAACGGAACCUUUCUCAUCCGGAGCGUGCAGGUCCAUGACCGGGGGACAUAUAUCUGCAGCGCACAGAACUCUGUGGGUCUUGACCGUGUGAUGGUGACUCUGGAAGUCUGGUCCCGUCCACCACGCAUUCAGCUACCCACUCACAGAGAGGCCACGGUGCACCAGGGGGGAGAGGUGAGGUGGGAAUGUCGGGCUCAGGGGGUGCCUGUCCCUCUGCUGUCCUGGGUGCUACCUGACCGCUCCAUCCUGACCCCCGACCUUAACUCCAACCCUGCCCAUGGCCCUCACCCCCGGGUGUCUAUAUUCCCUAAUGGUACUCUGCGUAUUGUGGCUGUCGCCCCAGCAGACAGAGGACUUUAUCGCUGUGUAGCCUCCAACCCAGCAGGGGCAAGCAGUCUGUCAGUCCGACUCCAUGUCUCCUUCCUGCCUCCAGCCAUCCAGCAGCCGAGAGAGGAGAGGGUAAACCAGCCCGCUGGCAUGCCUGUCUACGCCCACUGCUCUGCCCGGGGUGCCCCCGUUCCCUCCAUCCGCUGGAGGACCCCAGAUGGUACGCUGCUGCUCCCCUCUCAAUUCCUCAACGGGAACCUGUUUGUCCUCCCCAACGCCACCUUGCUGAUACGCAAGCUUUCCACUAAGGACUCUGGGAGCUACGAGUGCCUGGCAACUAAUGCAGUGGGCGGGGAUAAGAGGACGGUGAGGGUGUUGGUGACUGGAGAUGAAGGAGGAGGUGUUGUCUCCACAGAUAAAACUACAUCCUCCUCUUCCAUUAACAGUAACUCUGACCUGAACCCCUCCUCAGCCGUCCUUAACCCUCCUCUCCGGCCCUCCUCCCCCCUCAGUAAGGCUAAGAUCCUCUCCACCUCUCCAUCCAGUUCUAUAGUUGUAUAUGGUGAAACUCUGCUCCUUCAAUGUUCAGUAACCGGCAACCCAGAGCCUAGAGUGGUCUGGAGGGUACCUGGCAAGAAACUAGUGGAUGCCCACUACAGUUUUGACAAGAGGAUGAAGGUACACAGUAAUGGAACGCUGUAUAUCCAGUCCGUAACGGAGAAAGACGGGGGGGACUAUUUAUGUGUCGCACGAAAUAAAAUGGCUGAUGACUACCGCCUCCUCCGUGUCACCGUGGUCACAAAGCCCGCUAAACCCGCUAAGAUUGAGCCAAAGCAGCCGUCCAAUCAGAAGGUGGUAUCGUAUGGAGCAGCUUUAAAGGUAGACUGUCUGGCGACCGGGCAGCCCGACCCCGCAGUGAGAUGGAGCCUACCGGACGGAACCUCAGUGAACAGCGUACUGUUGCAAGGGGACGAGAAAGGGGGACGGAGGAGGCGGCUGGUGGUGUUUGACAACGGGACUCUGUUCCUCCCCUCAGUAGGGAUGGGGGAGGAGGGGGAGUACGUCUGCCACGCUGAGAACCAGAUGGGGGGAGACUCCAUGAGGGUGAUGAUCAAAGUCCUUACCUCACCCCCUUCCUUCCCCAGAACGAGAUAUGAGGUCAUCAAGGUGCAACAAGGGAGUGUGUUGGCUCUGAACUGUGGGGCCAAAGGAGAGCCCAUCCCUACAGUCACAUGGUUCUCUCCAAUCAAUCGUGUCAUCCCUGUGGGGGGGUCCGGUCCAGUUGUAGUGCGGCCAGAUGGCUCCUUGGUGAUCCAGGGGGCUAGAGGGGCUGACGGAGGAAACUACACCUGCCGAGCCAGCAACGUGGCUGGGGAGAGGAGCAGGGUGAUGGGGGUGGAGGUGAGUGUGACCCCACCCAGCUUCACUCUCAAUGGGGCUAGGGGUGGACUCGAUGGGACAGACAGACAUACAGCUGUUGUUAGCAGUAGUGGAGUCAGUGCUGUGAUCACCAUCAGUCAGUCUGCAGGGAGGGUUCAGUCGGGCAGUACUGGUAAUGGUGUCAGUACUGGUAAUGGUGUCAUUAAUAAUGAAGUUAGUCAUAAUGGGGUCAGUAAUGUAGGGGACCAGAGGGUCUCAGCAGUAAGAGGCCAGACAGUUAUUUUGCCCUGUCCAUCCCAGGGCUUCCCUCCACCCCGCUUGGCCUGGUUGCUGCCUGGUAACGGGGUUCUCCCUGCGCCUUACUACGGCAGCAGACUCACUGUGCACCGCAACGGAACGCUAGAGCUGAGGGGGGUGAGGGCAAGCGAUGCUGGCCUGAUGGUGUGUGUUGCUCGCGGUGAGAGGGGCGAGGCUCAGAUAAUGGUACAUCUGGAGGUUUUAGACACACAGGACCCACCUCGCUCCAGAGGCCCAGUGACCACAGGGAAACCUCGCCCAGUAGGCCCAGUCAGCACAGAGAAACCUCAUCCAGUAGGCCUAGUCAGCACAGAGAAACCUCACCCAGUAGGCCCAGUCAGCACAGAUAAAUCUCAUCCAGUAGGCCCAGUCAGCACAGAGAAAUCUCAUCCAGUAGGCCUAGUCAGCACAGAGAAAUCUCAUCCAGUAGGCCUGGUCAGCACAGAGAAAUCUCAUCCAGUAGGCCUAGUCAGCACAGAGAAAUCUCAUCCAGUAGGCCCAGUCAGCACAGAGAAACCUCACCCAGUGGGCCCAGUUAACACAAAGAAACCUCGCUCAGGAUUCGCAGUUACAGAGGAGACACCUCACCCCAGAGGCCCAGUCACUACUGAGAAACCUCACUUAGGAGGCCAAGUCAGCACAGAGAAACCUCGCCCAGUAGGCGGGGAUAAGAGGACAGUACCAGGAGUCCCAUUCCGAGGGGAUACACCUCGUCCAAGAGGCCCAGUGUCAGAGGCAGCAAGGAGUGUCAUCCCGGAGAGGAAGCCUUUGGUCAUCAGCAGAUCAGCUUCUCUGGUCAGCAUCAUAAGCGGAGAUAAUCUACGGCUACCCUGUCCCCAGACAGACAGCCCCAGUCAUAGUUCCAGCCAGACCCAGUCUCUGACCUGGACGUUGCCCAGCGGGGUGAUCGUGUCUCGGGGCCAGACGGCAGGAACGGGUCAGUACUCAAUCCUGGAUGACGGGACUCUGACGGUGCAGCAGGCGUCUGUGUUCGACAGGGGGACCUACUCCUGCCGAUCCACCAAUCAGGACACGUUGUCUAUCCUGACAGUUCCAGUGAUUGUCAUYGCCUACCCCCCUCGCAUCAYCAAYGGMCCCCCUCCCCUSACCUACACYCGUCCUGGUGUUGCYGUKCAGCUMACCUGCUACGUCAUAGCAACCCCCCGAGCGACCAUCACCUGGGAGAUGCCGGACCAAUCCCAGCUCAGGGUCACAGGUCAGGCCCGUCUCUAUGGCAACCGGUACCUGAGUCCCCAGGGUUCCCUGGUGAUCCAGAACCCGACCAGCAGAGACACUGGGUUCUACCGCUGUACUGCACGGAACGCCAUUGGAACCGACACCAAGGCCACUUAUCUACAUGUGAUCUAACAGAACACACACACAUCAUUUUUGCCCAAAGAAACUGCAAAGUUGAGUGCAGAAAAUAGUGUUCAACUAAAGACCGAGGUGUUGAUUAAAGAUUGUAAAUAGAGAUAAAAACAAACACAUGCAUCUUACAGCCAGAGUGUGUUAAAUAUGUACAAGAAAUCAGCAGCUGAGAAGCACCAGCAUCCAUCAUCAAUAAAUAAGUGUCAACACAAACUAUACCAGGCUUUAAGAACAUCAGCUCUCAAAACACACGUCAUGCAAUAGAACACAUUCAGCUCUGUAUCACAACCUGUAUGUUUAUGUCAACCUUUACCUCCUUAAUAUCUUAAAGCUGCCCUAUUUAUCUUGUUUUAUAGUUGUGUACUGUUGAGCAGAGAAAAUGUUUGAUAGUGGUCACAGAACUGCUCCAGUGAUAGUUCUGUGGAGCCUCAGGAGUCUGCAGCUCUCUGUGUCUGCAGCUCUCUGUGUCUGCAGCUCUCUGUGUCUGCAGCUCUCUGUGUCUGCA